AUGCCUUCCGAAAAGCACAACAGUGGCUCGAAUGCCGCAAGGAGCAAUACAGGCUCGCGCAAGGCAAGCAACGCGGCCCCAUCCCAAGCAACGCACCAUACUCACCGUGUACGAGAAAUCUGUCAAGUCAUCCCUGCGCCAGGAUACAAUAAGCCACCUGGGGCGUGUGUUGCCGCCAUGCAUCCCUGUUACCGGCCGCUUGAUUUGGGCACAUGCAACGCCAUUAACAGCCAGAAUGGCGUGUCUCGAAUGUACAACUCCGAGAGCAUCACAAACACGCGCGUGAUCGAGACAAUCAUGAAACCCGAAGAUUACAAUAAGCUGUCUGAGGGCAACCAGAAAGCACUCGCAACGGCCAAUUGGACUCGACAUCAAAGCAGCAACCACCGUUUACCUGGACAAGCUGCUCCGCCUCCUCCUCCUCAUCCACCACCUCCACCCCCUUCAGCCUCAGUCAAGGUCAUCCCUCCGGCGCCAUCGGUGCGCGACAUUACACCGGCACUGGCACCGGCACAGCCGCCACCACCUCCUCCCCCUCCAGCUUCGAGGUCGGCUCAUACUGCUGUACGACCUCCGCCCCCGCCUCCUCCGCCGUUGCCAGCAGGUCAAGGAGGGACAGCGUCUCUCGCCCCCCUUCCCAAGUCCAAGGCGCCAUCCAAGGCUCCAACAACGCAUGUUCACAAAGUCGACUUCGUCCCGCCGAAAAGCCAUCACUCUGCUGCCGUUGGCAAAGCAGCGACACUAACACCGUCAGAUUCGAUCUCGAAUAGGUCCGCACGGACGAAGCCGGCAACAGUCAAGAAUGCCUCGGUGAAGGGCACAACGGUGGCCAAACCCCCCAAGGACGACACAAGUUGCGAACUUUGCCAUCGAGGCUUUGGCAUUCCCCAGGUUGAUGGCGUGCGUAUAUGUUCUGGUUGCGUCCAGUCGCAUAGGUUCUUGGUCGCACAGAGUUCUGGUAACAGGCGCUGA
Molecule: messenger RNA, 972 nt
Organism: Exophiala spinifera
Lineage: Eukaryota; Fungi; Ascomycota; Eurotiomycetes; Chaetothyriales; Herpotrichiellaceae
Exons: 2
Coding region: 1-972 (323 amino acids)
Source: RefSeq, a predicted model, not a curated record